UAUGUGCAUUUAUGUAUUUCUAAUUUUGGCAUGUUUGGUCCUCCAUACCUCUCAAGUCUGUUUUGUCUUGUUGUCUGUUGAGUUACUGAGACGUGUCUUAUCUCCACCUCAUAAUGCGCAUGCGUGAUCCAAUCUGAGCCUUGCGAAAAGCUGUUAGAUUCAGAACUCGACCGUCGUGUGCGGGACUCUGUUUCCAUGAUGUUGUCCUUGCCGAAGUGAAACGAAAAAUACUUUUUGGUGUCUUGCUCAAGGGGCGAACAUGCUUGCACGUUUCCUUGGUGACUGAUCUCGACGAGCAACGGAUUUCAACCUGUGGAUAGUGCAUGUCGCGCGUCAGGAGAUUACAGUGGCAGGCCAGUCCUCCAGCCUUAGUGAUCCGGGACGCUCUCCUCUCUAGACUGCUGCGUGCUUGAUUGUUUCCCGGCGUCGGUCUGUGGCGCGCUGUGUGGUCCAGUGUCUAGUUUAUGAAUGGCCCUGACAUGGAGGAAAUUCCGUUUCAGAAAGUCAAAACCCGGCGGAAGAAAAGCCAUUGUCCACCAGGCGUCCCUCUGACUACCAUCGCAUGCGAGGAUGAGUUCGACUGCAAGGAGCUGGAGUCUCUGUUCCAGAACUACAAUCUAAAGCUGGAGCAGACGUCCACUCUCAAAGCCCUGGCGGUGCUCAUCGUCAUGGCAUCGACGCUGGCGGUGGUGGAGUUGCUGUCCGGCCCCAAUCUGACCAUCUCCAAGGGGUCCCAUCCGGUACAUUGUAUCGUCUUCGUGUCCCUCUUCAUUGUCACCAAUGUCAAAUACCUUCAGGUGACCCAGCUCCAGCAGAUCGUCAACCUGACCUUGCUCUUCGGCUUCACCUUCUCGUUCCUCUGCUGUCCCUUCUCCCUCGGCGCGGUGGGGCUGGAGCCCCCGACCAACCCGGAGCGAGGCAUGUGGCAGCUCAUGCUGGUUACAUUCGUUGCCUACUCGCUCCUGCCGGUGCGGACUCUGUUAGCAGUGAUGUUUGGAAUAAUGAUUGCCAUCUCUCAUAUAAUUGUGACAGCCACCUCCGUGACAGUUGAGACGCAGAAAUUAUGGAGAACGCUGGUGGCCAACACAGUGCUGUUUACCAGUGUGAACCUCUCUGGAUUGUUUGUGCGCAUCCUGACUGAGCGAGCACAGAGGAAGGCUUUCCUACAGGCACGCAACUGCAUCGAGGAGAGGCUACGCAUGGAGGAUGAGAAUGAGAAACAGGAGCGACUUCUGAUGAGUUUGUUGCCCAGGAACGUGGCGAUGGAGAUGAAAGAAGACUUCCUGAAGCCUCCUGAAAGGAUCUUCCACAAGAUCUACAUCCAACGCCACGACAACGUCAGCAUCCUGUUUGCUGACAUUGUGGGGUUUACCAGCCUGGCGUCUCAGUGCACAGCCCAGGAGCUGGUCAAACUUCUCAAUGAGCUCUUUGGGAAGUUUGAUGAACUGGCCACGGAGAACCAUUGUAGGCGUAUAAAGAUCCUGGGAGACUGUUACUACUGUGUGUCAGGUCUGACCCAGCCCAAGACUGACCAUGCCCACUGCUGUGUAGAGAUGGGCCUGGACAUGAUUGACACCAUCACAUCAGUAGCGGAGGCCACGGAGGUGAAUCUGAACAUGCGUGUGGGUCUCCACACGGGCCGGGUGUUGUGUGGGGUCCUGGGACUGAGGAAGUGGCAGUAUGACGUGUGGUCCAACGACGUCACACUGGCCAACGUGAUGGAGGCAGGGGGACUGCCUGGGAAGGUCCACAUCACCAAGGCGACCCUGGACUCCCUGAAUGGAGACUAUGAGGUAGAACCUGGCAACGGCCACGAGAGAAACGCCUUCCUCCUCAAACACCAGAUUGAGACCUUCUUCAUUGUACCAUCUCACCGACGGAAGAUCUUCCCAGGAUUGAUUCUCUCGGAUAUAAAACCUGCCAAGAAGAUGAAGUUUAAGACCGUGUGCUACCUGCUGGUGCAGCUCAUGCACUGUAGGAAGAUGUUCAAGGCCGAGAUCCCCUUCUCAAACGCCAUGAACUGUGAGGACGGCGACAAGCGGAGGGCCCUGCGGACGGCUCCAGAGAAGCUGCGGAACCGGACGUCGAUGUCGGCUAACGUGACCCAGGCCAGUCCCGGAACACGGGUCAACCGCUACAUUGGUCGCCUAAUCGAGGCGAGGCAGACAGAGUCAGACACAGCUGACCUCAACUUCCUCACACUCAUGUAUAAGUGCUCUGAGCGCGAGCAGAGGUACCACCAGCUCCAUGAUGAGUACUUCACCAGCGCCGUGGUCCUCUCUCUAAUUCUAGCUGCCUUGUUCGGCCUUGUCUACCUUCUCAUCCUACCACAGGGAACAGUGGUCCUGGUCCUACUGGUCUUCUGCAUCUGUUUCCUAGUAGUUUGUAUCAUGUACCUGCAUGUCACAAAAUUCCAGUGUUUUCCAGGCUGCCUCACCAUUCAGAUCCGUACUGUUCUGUGUGUUCUCAUAGUGCUCUUAAUCUAUGCUGUUGCCCAGGCCUGUGUGGUGGGCUGCAUGCCAUGGCUGUGGGGCAGUGCCCACCACUCUAACAGUUCCAUUGUCAUCAUUGACACGAGCGACGGUGCCAACCGCACCGCGAUGGAGCUGCCGUGCGACGGUGUCCGCUAUGCCUUCCUGUCGUGCAUUGUGGGCACGCUGACACUGGCGCUCUUCCUGCGCGUCUCCUGGAUGCCAAAGAUGGCCCUGUUGCUCCUGCUGGGGGUGCUGUAUGUCACUGUGCUGGAGCUCAGUGGAUUCAGACACACCGCCGGUGGGGGGUCUAAUCUCCAGAUCCAGGGCUAUGAGCCCAUCCUGUCCCUGCUGCUGUUCACCAGUGCCCUGGCCCUCCACUCCAGACAGCUGGACCUCAAACUACGACUGGACUUCCUUUGGGCCACACAGGCGGAGGAGGAGAGGGACGGCAUGGAGAAGGUCAAGCUGGACAACAGGAGGAUUCUCUUCAACCUGCUUCCUGCUCAUGUGGCUCAACACUUCCUCCUGUCCAACCCCAGAAACAUGGAUCUGUAUUACCAGUCCUAUGCCCAAGUCGGAGUGCUGUUUGCUUCCAUCCCCAACUUCAAUGACUUCUACAUUGAGCUGGAUGGGAACAACAUGGGAGUGGAGUGUCUGAGGCUACUCAAUGAAAUCAUCGCAGAUUUUGACGAGCUCAUGGAUAAAGAAUGCUAUAAGGACAUAGAGAAGAUCAAAACCAUUGGCAGCACAUAUAUGGCAGCUGUGGGUCUAGUCCCCACCAUCGGAACAAAGGAAAAAAAAUCUGUCUAUGAUCACCUGAGCACAGUGGCAGACUAUGCUAUUGAGAUGUUCGAUGUGCUGGAUGAAAUCAACUACCAGUCAUACAACGACUUUGUCCUGAGAGUAGGUAUCAACGUGGGUCCAGUGGUGGCGGGGGUGAUCGGGGCCAGGAGGCCUCAGUAUGAUAUCUGGGGGAACACAGUGAACGUGGCCAGCCGCAUGGACAGCACCGGAGUCCCUGGCAAGAUACAGGUAACAGAGGAUGUGUACCGGAUCCUGGGGGAUAACUAUGACCUGGUGUGCCGGGGCAAGGUCAGCGUGAAGGGUAAGGGUGAGAUGCUCACAUACUUCCUGGAGGGAAAGGUCCACAGCACCGGCUGUGCCCCCACGUCCUCUGUGGUGCGCUCUGCCAGCCUGAACCGCCGCGCCCACUCCUGCGGCAAGGCCAGCGUUCCCACCAAACUGGGCAGCGUCAACUCUGUCGCCAGCUUCACCGUCCGUGCUAGCAUGGUUAGCCUCGGUGGCAUGGGUAACAGCAGCUCUAGCCCCGGUGUCAACGUCCACCCCACGCAAUGCUUGCCCUCGCACUGCGUGCCUACUCUGGGAGAGGAGGAGGAAGAAGAGGAGACAGAGGUAGAUGUGGGAGGAGUGGCUGUGUAGGUAGGUGGAGAGAAGAAGCGCUGCACUAUUGUAAACUUGAGGUCCAGGGUCCUGGGCUAUAACAUCCAUCAGGACUAGAUCCACUGAGGGUCCCACUACAGAAUGAACCACGGUCUCCUGUGGGUAACUGGGAUACUGGGACAGUCCACUGCACAAUGGAUCAAUGGAGGGAUGCUCCUCCGGGAGCUACCUGGUUCUGAGGAUGGUCAGAUUGGAUAUCUGGACAAUCACACCAAGUAUAAAAUCCCAAUUGCAAUCAACCUGCGGACUUGAUUGGGUUUGUGUACGUUUUUGUGACAGUAGUUGCGACUUGCCACCGUUUGGAACCACAUACAAUCAACUGAAGGAUUCCAGCUUCCAGGAUUGGAACACCAUGCUCCUGAUGACAUAAGGGUGGCAGUCAGGUGACAGUGUGUCGUCCCUCUGUGUGUGCACAGUCCCAACAAGGGGUCAUGCACACAAAACCCAGUAUUAUCCACAUAUAAGAGGACUGAUCAUGUUAUUAAUGCUUUUCUAUGUCUUCUUCUCUGAUUAUGCCAAGGAUACAUUCCAUCCUUCACAGUGUAAAUACAAUCUGUGUACUGUACGUAUGGUAUGCAUGCAAGUGUGUAUUUCUACACAAAUAUUUAUAUGUGUGUGUGCAUGUGGGUGUUCUUAAAUCUUAAACAAAUUAGCACAAAUAGGUUUUUAUACAUUCAAUUUUCAAAAUCUCAAAAGGCUUUUGAAAGGUUUUCGGCAGUUCACGAACUGUUAGUGCUGCUCAUACUGCUGGGAUAGAUUGACUGGUCCGGUUCCCCGUCGAGCGCAAACCAAAGCAAUGAGCUUCUUUUAAGAUCCUGUGGUUUAGUACAUCGUCCUUCACGGCAGGAGCACAAAUGCCAUCUAGGUCUCUGGAUUUCUAGAGCAACGAGGGAAAAAGUCAUUCAGGCAAUUUUUUUCUCCCAGAAACACUCAAUAGGCAGGAUAUAUGGUUUACUGCAUAUUACCUUUUUUUAUGUCUCAUGGAUCCAAACAAACAUGUAUCGGAUGAGGGUAAGUAACAUAGUAUUAUUUCUAAUGUAGGCAACCGGGAGAAAUACACACACUUUGUUUGCUUCUGUGACCUUGUUGAGCUCGUGUAUUGAUCAAGGCUUGUUAUUCGUCCAUUGCUCUGCUCUGAUAAGGAUUACGUGUGGGAGUGUGUGUCCUGUGUUGGCUACACAAGCAGCAGGCUGCGGCCAAGGCUUUGAAAGUGAGGUCGGUACGAGAGGUAUUGGGUAAAGUACAUUGGCUUUGACCCACAGAGCGAUAAGGAUGCCCUUAUCCCCGAGUCCGACUGACGUGCGCUGUAGAACUCUAGUGAAUGCCAAACCCGGUGCGGCCGUGUUAGUGUCAACGGUACGUUUACACACGUUCUGUACGUCUUACAUACACACAUCCAGCGACAUACACAUGCUCACACCUUCACACAUGCACUUACACAAACCCCCCCCCACACACACACACAGACAUGCACCCCUGUGCACAUCACACACACACACACACAAAUCUGUAUUCUGCAAAUAAGUAUAGACUUAGCAACCUACGUAGGAGCUGUAGAAUCACAGUUUCCAGCUCCCAUACCGUAGAUUAAGCCUGGCCAUUAGAGAGAUACAGUAGGUGACGACUUUCACUCGAUCUGCAGUUCCAGUUUCAAGUAUUUUGCCUUACUUCUAAGAAAGCUUACCGUGAUUGAAACAUGCCUUUUUAGCUCAUCAGUUUGAUACACAGACAAUGGUACAUUUGUAAAUAGAUUACUACAGCUAUAAACAGCUAUAAACGACGUAUCUUGUACAGUUAUCUCCGUUUACAGUUUAUUUUGUAAUAAACACAUUGUUGA
Messenger RNA from Oncorhynchus keta (chum salmon), 5772 nucleotides. RefSeq names its product adenylate cyclase type 1-like. The record is from RefSeq and is a predicted model, not a curated record. Gene Ontology annotation, cellular component: plasma membrane. The transcript is spliced from 19 exons. The coding region runs from base 465 to 3914 and encodes 1149 amino acids. Gene Ontology annotation, biological process: intracellular signal transduction; adenylate cyclase-activating G protein-coupled receptor signaling pathway; cAMP biosynthetic process. NCBI's taxonomy places the organism in Eukaryota, Metazoa, Chordata, Actinopteri, Salmoniformes, Salmonidae. Gene Ontology annotation, molecular function: adenylate cyclase activity.